AUGGAAAAUAAUUUAGAAGAUUUUGAUUUCGAGCUCCCAGAAGAUAUUGACAAUGUUUUGCUUAAUUUGGCUGUGCAGGAUGAAGAAAACUAUAAAGAGUUUUUAGUGCCUGUAUCUUACACAAAAAAUAGGCUUGUACAAGCUCAGCCUUUCUUUUACAAGUAAAAAUUAUCCAGCCCUUAUAUGACAUCAAAGCCAGAUGACACCGAAAUUGACUCAGAAAAUCGGCCAAUAAAAUCAAUCUCAAUCCCAUAUGAAGAGUCUAACAUCCCUACUAUGCCACUCUGCAAGCCACCGAUGAAAAAAGGUGAAUUUUUCAUGGAAAAAGUUUCCUCAUUUUUCAGAGAAAGGCCGAUAUGGUUAAAAAAUGCUAUGAUUCAGUCUUUAUCUGAAGAAAAUUUAUCCCAAAACCAUCUAAAACAGUAUAUUCUAUACAGUUUACUUGCAUUGGGAACGAUAAUUCUCAAUAAAAUUUUAUAUAUUUAAAAAAUUUCUAUAAUAAUUAGCAAAGAUUGUACUUGCAUCUUUAUCAUAUAGCUAUGAAAGUGGCCCGUGGAGAAAUGCAUAUGUAAGAUUUGGCUAUAAUCCUCGAGAACACCCUGAAAGUGUCUGCUUCCAAGUCAUUGAUUUCCGCACACGUGAAGAUAUCAUGACUUCUUCAUCUAAAGGCCCUUAUGACCACACCUUUUCAACUUUACCCAAACAGCAGGGACAGCUAUAUCAGCUAACUCUCCCCUUCCGUUAGAUAACAAAAAAAUCACGUUCGCUCACGGAGGGGGUUAAUUUUUUUGUUUUUUUAAAAUUUAAAAAAAUCCUAAUUCGUAAAAUUGGAAAGCACAUAUUAAUUUAAUUGUAAAAUUUAUUUUUUAAAAUGCGAUUUGUUUAAAAUUAAACAGAAUUAAUUCGAGAUUCCAUUAUAAUAAUUAUCGCUUAUAUAUCAAAAAUUUUAUUCCAUAAAAUUUUUGUUAGCUCAUAGGGGGAGUAAGUGACAUUCAAAAUGACCAAAUAAAAGACAUUUUGGUUGACCAAGAAUCAUUAUCGCCAGUUUGCACAGUAAAAAAUAUAUAGAAAAGAACGGGCUGGCUAACUAAAAAAGCGUAUGAAGAUAUAAGGAAGAUUUUGAAGGAAAUGUAUAAUAUGCUUAAAUUAGAAUAA
Molecule: messenger RNA, 1155 nt
Organism: Blepharisma stoltei
Lineage: Eukaryota; Ciliophora; Heterotrichea; Heterotrichida; Blepharismidae
Source: the annotation of a GenBank genome assembly